UGGAAUGAAGAGACUUGCCAUGGCGGUUGUGGACAGAAAUAAGUGUAGGCGCCUGUUCAAUCAACAAUUCCCCGAACUUGUUCUGCACCACCACAUCGUCAACGUCGGGGCCGCCGGCAGUGACGGGCUCUAAUGUUUUCAGCAAGAUGGGGAGUUAGCUUGCUUCGUUCGUGCGUUAGCUCGCUGAAGGCUUCGCCCUUGAAGGCGCCCUCGACUUCCACACUUCCCCGACUGCAUCCAUUCAACCGCACGCUCGCGACGGAAGUCAUCUCAAAUGCACCCACUGAGGUCAACCAGGCCUUCAGGAGGUCUAAAGACUUGUACAAGACAUACAAACCCAUCACACCGUCUAUUCGUCACUUGAAGCGACCUCUCUCGCCUCACUUGUACCAAGGCCGGCCUCUCCGCCAACUCACCGUCGCGCUCCGCAAGAAAGGCGGGCGAAACGGCCAUGGUCGCAUUACCAUCCGUUUUCGCGGUGGAGGACACAAGCGUCGUAUCCGUUUAGUUGACUUCAUGCGUACGGAACCCGGCCCUCACGACGUAGUCCGUAUCGAAUACGAUCCGGGUCGCUCGGCACACAUUGCACUCAUCAAAAGUCGCAACUCCAGGUCGAAGCAGCCCUGGAGCUACAUCCUCUCACCUGAAGGCCUACGUGCCGGCGAUGUCGUCGAGAGCUUCCGCCAAGGCAUUCCGGACGGCUACAUUCCAGGCUUCACAGAUUCGAAGUCGCUUCGCGGAAAGGAUCUUGAGGCCGGCUCCGCCUCCGAAGGAGCGGGCUCGUCGAGUGUCUCGCUCGCGCUCGGUGUCUUGCGCACUAUGACUCUCAAAAAUGGGAACGCCCUCCCUCUCCGUCUCCUCCCCACUGGCACGAUCAUCCAUAAUAUCGCGCUUGACCCUGAGGGCCGUGCGAUCCUCGUUCGUUCCGCGGGUACCUUCGCUCAAGUCGUUACGCACGAAGACGGUGGCAAAUACACCCAUGUCCGCCUUCAGAGCGGUGAAAUUCGCAAAGUGCUGCAGGAUUGUGUUGCCACUAUCGGACGUGUGAGCAAUCCUCUCUGGAUGAACCGUAACCUCGCCAAGGCCGGUCGUAGUCGUUGGCUCGGCCGCCGUCCGCGUGUUCGCGGUAUGGCCAUGAACAGGUGAGUACGAGUACUCAAUAUU
Molecule: messenger RNA, 1164 nt
Organism: Phanerochaete carnosa HHB-10118-sp
Lineage: Eukaryota; Fungi; Basidiomycota; Agaricomycetes; Polyporales; Phanerochaetaceae
Exons: 1
Coding region: 133-1146 (337 amino acids)
Biological process (GO): cytoplasmic translation
Cellular component (GO): ribosome
Molecular function (GO): structural constituent of ribosome; RNA binding
Source: RefSeq, a predicted model, not a curated record